AAAUAUAAUUAUAGAAACAUUUUUAGUUGUCUUAUGGUUUUAACUGAGAUAGUAGUUGGAUUUAAGCUUACGCUAAUUCAUGUUUAUCCUUGAAUCUGACUAUACAUGUCUUAGUCAAAAAUAAAUGUAAAUAAGGUAUAUUACAAGAAAAUGCCAAGGUAGUUUUCCUCUUCUGUUGCAUUUACAGUGAGAACAUUUAUUUUGUAAGCUCAUACUUGUCAAAAUAAAUCAUAUUAUGUUCACUUUCCAUGUACACCUUGCCCAUUUUUUAAUGUCCCAGGUAAAGUUUUCUCUUAUCUUUGAAGCAACUGACUGCCUCUUCUGACAACUCUCCUCAAUGCAGUGUGUGCCGUAUGGAGUUUACUACUUGAAGAAGUGCCUCAUUUAUUUUUUUCAUCUGUAUGUAAAUCUUUCACAAAAUGAGAGCCUAGCGGUUUCUUUCCCAUUCAGAGUGAUAGCAGACCACAGAGCUGCUGCCAGGCCGUUACUUUUCUAGAACAUUAGCCAACGCCUCAAACUCCCCCAGAACAAUUCCGUUGUGCGGAUCCUUUUCCCCACAGGGUGGCAAGGCUCGUUACUUCCCCAGGAGCACGUGUGUGGGUUCUCUGGUGGCCAAGAAUCUAUUUGUCAUUUCAGAGGGAAUAUUAGGGUGUGGACUAAAUUGCCAGACUGAUGAGUAGGAGUGUGAAGUGGGAGUUUCUAUUUCUAAACCAAAUGUGACCUCCUUAUUGGAGCAAGGGAAAGAGUGAUGGAGAAAAAAAUGACAAGAGGCCUAUGAUCAGGGAAGACUAAGAAGUACCAAAGAGCAAAACUAGGUGAGGAAGAAAGCAAAACUUCUGCUUCUGGCCAAGAUGGAGUAGAGGGAGUGGAUUUACCUUCUUCCACAAACAACCCAACAACAAAAAGACAGUACAUGAAACAAUUGUUUGAAGACGCUGGAUGUCAGACAAUGCAGGACAGUCAUCCCUGUGAGAUGGAAAACCAACGAGCUUUGCCUUCUUGGAUCUCUCAUUACUCAAGAAAACAUCAACAAGCACAUGGAGGGCAUGGAAGCCAAGUCACCAACUGACCAGUUCCCCACACUGGUAACCUUCAAGGAUAUACUUGUGAACUUCACCAGGGAGGAAUGGAAGCUCCUGGACGCUGCUCAGCAGGUCAUGUACAAAGAUGUGAUGCUGGAAAACUACAAGAAUCUAGUUUCCUUGGGACAUCAACUUCCCAAGCCAGAUGUUAUCCUCCAUUUGGAAAAAGGGGAAGAGCCAUGGCUGGUGGAGAGAGGGAUUCAUCAAGAUACCCAUCCAGAUUGGGAAACUGAAGUUGAAAUUAAAUCAGUGUCUAACAAGAGCAUUUCUAAAAAUAAACCAUCCUGUGACAUUAAAAUGGAAGGAAUGGCAAGGAGUGAUCUCUGGUAUCUGUCAUUAGAAGAAGUCUGGAAAUGUGGAGACAAAUUGGACAAGUAUCAGAAAAACCAGGAGAGACAUUUGAGGCACCGGCUUAUUCAUACCGGAGAAAAACCCUAUGAAUGUAAAGAAUGUGGGAAAUCUUUCAGCCGGAGUUCUCACCUCAUUGGGCAUCAAAAGACUCACACUGGCGAGGAACCCUAUGAGUGUAAAGACUGUGGGAAGUCCUUCAGCUGGUUCUCUCACCUUGUCACUCACCAAAGGACUCACACAGGGGACAAACUGUACACCUGUGGUCAGUGUGGGAAAGCUUUUGUUCACAGCUCCCGGCUUAUCAGGCACCAGAGAACUCAUACUGGAGAGAAGCCUUAUGAAUGUUCUGAGUGUGGGAAAUCUUUCAGACAGAGCACACAUCUCAUUCUGCAUCAGAGAACUCAUGUUCGAGUGAGGCCCUAUGAAUGUAAUGAAUGUGGGAAGUCUUAUAGCCAGAGAUCUCACCUUGUUGUGCAUCACAGAACUCACACUGGACUGAAACCCUUCGAGUGUAAAGAUUGUGGAAAAUGCUUCAGUCGAAGCUCCCACCUUUUCUCACACCAGAGAACCCACACUGGAGAGAAACCAUAUGAAUGCCAUGAUUGUGGGAAAUCCUUCAGUCAGAGUUCUGCCCUCAUUGUGCACCAGAGAAUUCACACUGGAGAGAAGCCGUAUGAAUGUUGUCAGUGUGGGAAAGCCUUUAUUCGGAAAAAUGACCUUAUUAAGCAUCAGAGGAUUCAUAUUGGAGAAGAGAUUUAUAAAUGUAACCAGUGUGGAAUUAUCUUCAGCCAGAACUCUCCCUUUAUAGUACAUCAAAUUUCUCACACUGGAGAGCAGUUCCUAACAUGUAAUCAGUGUGGGACAGCGCUUGUUAGUAGCCCUAACCUUAUUAGAUACCAGACAAACCUUAUUAGAGAAAAUACAUAGUAAUAUAGUGAAUAUGGAAAACUUUUCACAAAGAACAGUAACCUUAUUUAGCUUUGGAGAAGUGGAGAGGAGCUGUACAGAGGUGAUCCAUGUGGAAAGGUUCUCAGUCUUGUUGCUACCCUUUUUUUUUUUCUCUAGAGAAUGGUCUCGGUGAGGAGGGAUGCAUAGAUUUCACUUUAGUAUACAAAUAAAUUAAAUUUUCUUAUUUCCACAAAGUUCUACAUAAGUAAGUGGCCUGGGAGCAUUCUUGACCAAGUCUUAAGUGCUAAAAUCUGAGAAAGAACCAUUAAGUAGUUGAGUUGUUGAGAGAUGGUCCAGCUUUCUUACCUGCUUAAAAGAUAAUAAUGAUAAUGCUGCUUCAAGAAGAUAAAUCAGAGUUGUUGCUGAGAAGAAUGCAAAAUUAAUACAGUCAUUGUAACAAAAGAUGGAAAGUAAUAUAUUAAUGAAAUAACAUGUCAUUUUUACUUCAUUGUCCCUCUCUUCUUGGGUACUUAAUAUUGUUCAGUCUGUUUCAUGAGUCGGAUAUAAUCACAUUUUGGUUAGCCAGGAAAAUACUUAUAAGAAAAACAGAAAUAAUAACACAUUAACUAUUAGUAGUGCCCACUUAAAGAUACAUUUCCAUGUGGGCAAGAAUCAAAAAGUGUGGAUAAAUGGAUAGAAUUGAUUUGUUAGAUAAUGGGAUAAUGAGUGAAUUUAUUCAGUGUCAAUGUAAUAAUUUUUUAAGACAUUUUUAAAUAUUAAAAAAGGCUAUCUGGUUUCUCUAUUUCACCUUCAAGGAAGCUUGAGAAGCAUCUAGUAGCAACCUUUCCCAUUAAAUCAAAGUUAUUUUGUGUCAUAGAGUUGCACUAUUUGAGACAGGGUCCUAAAGUCUCCUUGGUAUUUAAAAACAGUUAUUCUGCCCUGG
Messenger RNA from Molossus molossus (Pallas's mastiff bat), 3264 nucleotides. It is a transcript of the gene ZNF10, whose product is annotated as zinc finger protein 10. The record is from RefSeq and is a predicted model, not a curated record. Lineage: Eukaryota; Metazoa; Chordata; Mammalia; Chiroptera; Molossidae. The transcript is spliced from 10 exons. The coding region runs from base 1038 to 2360 and encodes 440 amino acids. Gene Ontology annotation, biological process: negative regulation of transcription by RNA polymerase II. Gene Ontology annotation, molecular function: DNA-binding transcription repressor activity, RNA polymerase II-specific.